AUGUUAACUCGAUUUAUUUCAUCUGUUACACAUAAUCAACGAUUUCUAACAAUAACAUCAUUUCGUCUAUUAAAUACAAGUGUACCAAGAUUAGGUGAUAGUGAUCAUACAAAAUCAAAAGCUAAAGAUAAAGCAGCUGAUGAUUUAAAAUCAGGUCGAGAAAAGAAAUGGACAGAUACUGUUGCUACUGAUAGUGAAGCAGCAGUAAAAGGUGAGAAACAACAUGCUGCUAAACAAGGUGAUUUAAAGAAAGAUAUGACUAACCUUCAACGUGAUACAGUCGAAGCAAUUAAAGAAAAAGAAAAGAAAGGUCAUUUACACAAACAUGAUGUUGGUCGACGAGAUACACAUGAAGAACGAAUUGGUAGUGGCAGUAGUGAUAAGAAAAAACGUUAA
Adineta steineri is the source of this 396-nucleotide messenger RNA. The record is from the annotation of a GenBank genome assembly. NCBI's taxonomy places the organism in Eukaryota, Metazoa, Rotifera, Eurotatoria, Adinetida, Adinetidae.